Molecule: messenger RNA, 4365 nt
Organism: Labrus mixtus (cuckoo wrasse)
Lineage: Eukaryota; Metazoa; Chordata; Actinopteri; Labriformes; Labridae
Product: carnitine O-palmitoyltransferase 1, liver isoform-like
Exons: 19
Coding region: 179-2539 (786 amino acids)
Biological process (GO): fatty acid metabolic process; carnitine metabolic process
Cellular component (GO): mitochondrion
Molecular function (GO): carnitine O-palmitoyltransferase activity
Source: RefSeq, a predicted model, not a curated record
UCCGACAGUCGCUGAAGGCAGCAUCAUCUCCAUCCAGGCGAGCAUCUGUAGUAACGUUACAGUUGAUCAGAGGAGAGGAGGGCCGACCCGACCGGGUAUUUGAUCGACGCGAGAAGUUUUCAGUCGGUUUAUGCUGCUUAGGUUUGCUUUCGAGAUUUCCUGAACAACAACAGUCAUCAUGGCAGAAGCCCACCAGGCAGUGGCCUUCCAGUUCACCGUCACCCCGGAGGGCAUUGAUCUUCGGCUGUCCCACCAGGCCCUCACUGAGAUCUACCUCUCUGGUGUGCGCUCCUGGAAGAAACGCAUCAUCAGACUCAAAAACAGUGUGAUAACUGGAGUAUAUCCUGCUAGUCCCUCCUCCUGGCUUUUUGUGGUCAUAGCAAUCCUGGCUACAAUGUACACUCGUUCCGACCCCUCCAUGGGACUCAUAGCAAAGAUACAGGAGCACCUUCCCGUCAGCCAGUCCAUGAGUUCCCAGUGCCAGGCGCUGGUGUCCGCAGUGGUGUUCAGCACCAUGCUCUGGCUCCUGCUCAUCUUCACAAUGCGCCUGUGCCUCAAGCAGCUCCUCUCCUACCACCGCUGGAUGUUCGAACAGCACGGCAAGAUGUCCAACACCACCAAAGUCUGGGUGGCGCUGGUGCGAAUCUUCUCUGGCAGGAAGCCUUUGCUCUACAGUUACCAGGCGUCGCUGCCAAACCUGCCUUUGCCGGCCAUAAAGGACACAGUGAAAAGGUACUUGGAAUCCGUUCGUCCCCUGAUGGACGACGAAAAGUACGAACGCAUGACCCAGCUGGCGUCAGAGUUUGAGAGCAGCCUGGGUAACCGUCUGCAGUGGUACCUCAAGCUCAAAGCUCUCUGGGCUGCCAACUACGUCAGCGACUGGUGGGAGCAGUAUGUGUAUCUCCGUGGACGAGGUCCAAUAAUGGUCAACAGUAACUAUUAUGGCAUGGACUUCUUACAUGUGACCCCCACACCCAUCCAGGCAGCCCGAGCUGGAAACACUAUUCAUGGUUUCUUCUUAUACCGACGCAAACUCAACAAAGAAGAGCUCCAACCUAUUCGUAUCCCUGGCACUUCCAUUCCCCUGUGUUCAGCUCAAUGUGAGAGGCUGUUCAACACCACACGCACUCCUGGAGAGGAGACCGACAAUGUGCAGCAUUGGCAGGACAGUGACCACAUAGCGGUUUACCACAGGGGGCGUUACUUCCGCUUAAAAGUGUACCAGGCAGGCAGACUCCUGUGCCCACGGGAGAUCGAAUUCCAGAUCCAGAGGAUCCUCGAUGACCCUUCACCUCCCUGCAAAGGAGAGGUCCAUCUGGGCGCCCUGACCGCCGGAGACAGAAUUCCAUGGGCUAACGCAAGGACAAAGUAUUUCAGCAGUGGGGUCAAUAAACGCUCUCUGGACUGCAUUGAGAAAGCUGCCUUCUUUGUUUGCCUGGAUGAUGAUGAACAGGGCAUGAUGGGAGACGACCCGGUAGCGAGCUUAGAUCGCUACGCCAAAUCCUUGUUGCAUGGGAAGUGUUAUGACAGGUGGUUUGACAAGUCGUUCUCAGUAGUUUACUACAAGAAUGGAAAGACUGGAGUUAACGGAGAGCACUCAUGGGCCGAUGCACCCGUGUUAGCACACUUAUGGGAGACCACGUUGGCUACAGACUGUUUCCAGCUCGGUUACAACACAGAGGGUCACUGCAAAGGAGAAGUGGAUACAUCAUUAUCACGGCCACAGAAGCUGAACUGGGAGAUCCCUCCAGAAUGUGAGGAGCAGAUCUCUCAGUCCAUGGAAGUGGCCCAGGCGCUGGCUGACGAUGUGGACUUCCACGUUUUCGUCUUCAGAGACUUUGGCAAAGGAAAGAUCAAGAGGUGCAAAGUCAGUCCAGAUGCCUUCAUUCAGAUGGCUAUUCAGCUAGCUUACUACAGGUACCGGGGGACGUUUUGUUUGACGUACGAAGCCUCUAUGACCCGUCUAUUCAGGGAGGGCAGGACUGAGACAGUGCGCUCCUGCACCAAUGAGAGCAGUGCCUUUGUCCGAGCUCUGGACGGUGGAGAGCCAGCAGAUGUUUGCAGGCGCUUGUUCCGUGCAGCAUCAGAGAAGCACCAAAAUCUUUACCGCAUGGCAAUGACAGGAGGAGGCAUCGACAGACACCUCUUCUGCCUCUUCAUAGUGUCGAAGUAUCUCGGAGUAGAGUCUCCUUUCUUGAAAGAGGUACUGUCAGAGCCCUGGCGGCUGUCCACUAGUCAGACUGCGAUGCAGCUGCAGCUGUUUGACUUGGUCAACCAUCCAGAGUACAUCUCCUGUGGAGGGGGCUUUGGACCGGUGGCUGAUGACGGUUAUGGGGUGUCCUACAGCAUAUGUGGAGAAAACAGGAUUAACUUCCACAUCUCCUGCAAACACUCAUGUCCAGACACUGAUGCUCACAAGUUUGGUGCUGAGCUCAUGAAAGCUCUACAUGACCUGUUACAGCUGCUGAGCCCAAACCAGCACCAGCACGAGCCCCGCAAGACAGAAGAUAAAUCGACUGAGGUCAAGAAAGACCUGUAGGCGUUCACUCAGGGGAGGAGGAUGCUGAAGGGAAGGUGUGCACGCAUUAAUCUAACACUGGACUGUUCUGUGAGACAUUUAUAUAAUGUUGGAGAUUUUUUACAGAGUACCAUCUGUAUAUGCGUGUUAAUAGUGGGUGUGUGAGAAGGAAAAGGUCCAUAGAAUUACAAAAUAUAGAGAUGCGUUUUAUAUGGAAGCCCAUUUCUGCCAAUUUAACUGAAAAAAAGCUGUAGGUUUUAAAUAGACAUUUUACUGUAUUACAAACUAUUAACUCUGUGUUAUCAAAUCAUAAUUAUCCAAACAUGUUGAAAAGCUUUCUCUAAUCAAUGACUAGAAUUCAUAUGAGAGAAUAGAUCUGUGAGUCAAUGUGUUUUUUUAACGUUUAGAGAUAGAAAGUAGUAAAACUUUCUAAGUCAAUAUUUUACAGUAGUAAAUCAUCAUCAUUUUUUAACUUUAUUUUUUAAAGUUUUGCAUUCUUACAAAACAAGUUAUAGAACACCACAAACAUGUGGACAUUCUGAAGAGGUGCUUUUUCUUUUAUAUACAGAACCAAGUCAUUUAUUGACAAUACACCACGUCAUUUGAUUGAAUUCUUAAGUGUUUUAAGAUCGUUUAAAACAAGUUUUUCCAAAUACUACAUCAAUAUUUGGUAAAACUGAGGAUGUAUUUGUACUAGGAGUCUUUACUUAGAGAUACGUAGUACUUAUUUAGAACUAUUGUUUUAACUUAUAUGGAGAAAGUUACUCAUGACAAACGGGACCUCAUCUUUUCAGAACAUUUGUGGAAAUGGGUUUCCAGAGAAUCAAGUGAAGUUAAUUGGUUUAGUUUUAGCAUACAGUCUAUUGAAAAGAUGUAUUCAUGAGCCCUAAAUGUGGAAGAACUUAUUGUCACAUUGUGUCAUUACAAAAAGGCAAUUAUGAAUUGCACCACUCCAAAGGUUAGGGAAAGUUGUCUCGAAUGCUUUCACCUUUAAAUUUCAAUGUUCAUGUAAAUUCAACUUCAGUGUGUUUGGACAACAAUAGGUUAAACUUUCUGAGCCACGAUCUUCGAUUGAAUCGGUUUUAAAAUGCCAGUUGAAAGUGUGCGAUAAAUGCUGAGUCAGGGGGAGGAGACGUGCUUGCCUGGUGACGUGAAGUUUCCAACGUCUGAAGGCAACUCUGCUGUAACAGUGAGCCCAGGUGUUUAAAAAAAGCGUAGAAGUCUGUGACUUCUCAGUGUUUACUCUUUACAUUUAGAUCUGCUUCCUACAACAACACGAUUGUAAUGCUGUGCUGAGAGUGCCAGGCUCUUUAUACAUGUCGUGACAUAACUAUGCUCUUAUUUAUUCAUAUUUUAACUGCUUCUACAUUCAGUGCCAAAUCACCCAGGAAAUGACAUUUACAUUAUUUUUACUAAAGUAUUUAAACUGUACAUACAAAUAAAGCAGUUUAGAUUUUCUUUGAGUGGUCAGCACGUAUUUCAAAGUUACCAGGGUCUGUCACAAGUGUCACUGCACUCUUUGAAUCUGUUUUGUAGCUUUUAUUUGUAUCACUGUGGUAAUAAACAAGCACCUAAACAAUGCAAGCUCUAAGCUUUUUAUGAAAACCACACCCCGGUUUUCAGUGUCAAGCAGUGCUGCAGGUCAGAUGUGGACUAUUUGAUGUGACAUUUUGUAGCUUUGUAGCAUCUGAUUCAAAGGAUGGUGUGUGACCAGUGAUGCCCAUUCCUCUUUUAUUCUCCUUUUAUUAUUGCCUUUAUUGUUUUCUCUCUAAAUCAGUUGAGCUUGUCUCAUUGUGUUGCAUUUUGAUGCAAUAUAACACUGGAACAUAAAGCAUUCUUAAAGAAAA